Molecule: messenger RNA, 2536 nt
Organism: Hemiscyllium ocellatum (epaulette shark)
Lineage: Eukaryota; Metazoa; Chordata; Chondrichthyes; Orectolobiformes; Hemiscylliidae
Gene: afap1
Product: actin filament associated protein 1
Exons: 17
Coding region: 117-2363 (748 amino acids)
Cellular component (GO): cytosol
Molecular function (GO): SH3 domain binding; SH2 domain binding
Source: RefSeq, a predicted model, not a curated record
GCAACAGGAGAGCGAGCGAGUGAGAGAGCGUGAGGCCAGGAGCAUUGAGCGGAGUGGAGUGAGGGGCUCGUUACACUGUAACUCACUGAAGUCGCAACUGUGUUGCACUGUCAGACAUGGAACAGAAAAAGCAACUGGAAAUGGAAACAUGCAUCAAAGUGAUGGAGGAGUUGAUUGUGGAAUUACAUCUAUUCCUGGAACUUCUUGACCAUGAAUAUCUAACCACAUCUGCCAGAGAGAAAAAGACUGCAGUCUGCAACAUCUUACGGAGGAUCAAGUCAGUGUUUGACUGUCAAAUGAAGAACUCUACACAGAAGCAUGACUUACCUUGCAGUGUGCCUGCACCUCCUCAGAUUCCUCUACCUGAGAUCCCUCAUCCAUGGCAUCCAUUAGAAAACAGUCCACCACCUCUGCCAACGUCUUCCUUGCCUGAAGGCUAUUAUGAGGAAGCGGUGCCAUUGAGUCCAGGAAAAGCUCCAGAAUACAUCACUUCUCGAGAUUAUGAUUCGGAUGCCAUGAGUAGCUCCUAUGAAUCAUAUGAUGAAGAUGAUGAGGAUGGGAAGGGAAAGAAACUAAGACACCAGUGGCCAUCUGAGGAGGCUUCAAUGGAUUUGGUGAAAGAUGCUAAGAUCUGUGCUUUUCUUCUGCGCAAGAAACGUUUUGGACAGUGGACAAAACAAUUUUGUGUCAUUAAAGAUAACAGACUAUUGUGCUACAAAAGCUCAAAGGAUCAUCAACCUCAGAUGGAGUUAUUGCUUCCAGCCCACAAUGUGUCCUAUGUUCCUAAAGACAGCAAAAGGAAAAAGCAUGAGCUACGAAUCACCCAGCAAGGAGCAGACAUUGUUGUUUUGGCUGUGCAAAGCAAAGAACAAGCAGAGGAAUGGCUAAAGGUAAUAAAAGAUGUUGUAGUACUUUGCAAUGUAACUACUGAAACAGAUGGAUCCAUGACAAUUUUUCCUGUGAACAAAGCGGAACUAGAAAAGAAAUUAUCUACCGAUAAGCCAAAUUCAGAUGGUGAAGGGCAUUUGGAAAAUGGUAACCAUGUUGGAAUAGCAGAUAGUAAAGACCAUGGAAAAGGAAAGAAAAAUGCAAAGACUGAGCCAAAAGGGGCUGUGAGCAAGGUCACUGGAAAGAAAAUUACCAGGAUCAUUGGUCUGGGUAAAAAGAAGCCGUCCACGGAUGAACAGACCUCCUCUGCUGAGGAAGACAUCCCAACCUGUGGCUAUCUGAAUGUGUUAUCUAACAAUCGAUGGAGGGAACGCUGGUGCAGAGUGAAAGAAAACAAACUAAUCCUCCACAAAGAUAGAACUGACCUGAAACUUCAGAUGGCUUCUAUUCCACUACGCGGAUGUGAACUCAUUCCAGGCCUGGAUUCCAAACAUCCACUGGCAUUCCGUUUGCUUAAGAAUGGACAAGAAGUUGCAGUUUUAGAGACCUCUUCAGGAGAGGAGCUGGGAAGGUGGCUCGGUGUUUUAUUAUCUGAAACUGGUUCUUCCACAGACCCAGCAGCCCUACACUAUGAUUAUAUUGAUGUGGAAACAACUUCAAGUGUUAUACAGACUGCAAAACAGUGUUUCAACUUAUUACACAGACGGUCGAUAUCUCCAAAUAGAUAUGGUGGCAACAUGCCAAAUGGAUAUUCAUGUCCACGUGGAAUUUCUCUUCAUUAUGAUGAUGUACCUUGCCUAAACGGAACAGCAAAAGGAAAAAAGAUGCCAACAACAGUAAAUGGUAUGACAACAAAGCAGAAGGUUGGAAGCAAUCAAGUGAAAAAAGCAAAUCCUGUCACAAAUGUAAAACGCACAGCCUCAAAUGCUGAUCAAUACAAAUAUGGUAAGAACCGUGUGGAAGCUGAUGCAAAAAGAUUACAGACAAAGGAAGAAGAGAUGAAAAAGCAGAAAGAAAUCCUACGCACCCGGUUGGCACAACUGAGAAAAGAUAGAAGGGAGCUGAAAACAGCUAUUGAAACAUGUACAGGUAAGAAGUCUCAGGCUGCUCUAGAGACCAAGCUAAAGAAAUUAGAGGAGGAAUGCAAGGCCAAAGAGACUGAACGUGUGAACCUGGAAUUGGAGCUGACAGAGGUGAAUGAAAGCUUGAAGAAAGCUCUUGCUGGAGGCCCCACACUGGGCCUGACAAUAGAACCAAAGUCUUCAAGAACCUCAAGCCCACAGUCCCCUGUGUUCAUGCAUCGUACCCUAGACAAUUCUCCCACUUCCAGCUGUGAUACAAGUGACACUGAGCCACUGUCAUUGCCUGUGAAUGCAGCUGCUCUCGGAAGAAGACCCCCUUCCAUGGUUUCCUCCCCAAGUCGAGGCCACGUACGCAGGAAGGCUAAGGAAUGGGAACUGAAGACUGGAACAUAAAACAAGAAAAAAAAGUGUUCCCUUUUAUACUAUUUAUUUCCUUAAACAAUAUGUACAAGAUCAGAAGCACUGUUACUGAGUCCUUCAGUUCAAAGAAAUACACAGUCUGCAUGGUCCUCUCCUAAACUAUGAAAAGACAGCAGUUGUUCCAUGUUGAAGUGUAGCUUUAUGUC